GGAUUUUCUAGGGCUUUUUCUAUUUUCCCAAUAAAAUGAAGAUAAAGCUUAGCCUCAGCUCAGCUCCCAAUUCUCUCUUCUUCGUCGUCUCUAUCCAAAAUGUACGUGGGCAGCUCAGUUUUUGGUGUUUCUAGCUGUUUUACUCCAAUCUCUUGCUGAUUUGAGUGCAGGGUCCUCUGUCCACCAUUUUGACCUUGUAUGCACUCUUGUGUUAUUUUGUCAUGUCCAGCGAUCUUGUUUCUCAGCAAUUUUCAGGACCACCUGAUGGUCAGCUCAUUCAAAUGGAUCAUGUUUCCAAUAAUCCCGACUCUAUAGCACAUAUGCAGACAAGUAUCGUUGGACACGUGCCAAAUAUUUCUGCAUCACAGCAGCUUGUUUGGUCAAAUGAGCCUACAGCCAACAGAUUUGAUACUUCACUUCCUGUGAAUCAGUUGGGGCCAAUGGGACCCAGAAUGAACCCUCAGCACUUCAUGUUGUCACAUCAGCAGACCAGAGGAGAUAGAUAUGUGCCAAAUAGUCCAGGUGUGCAGAAAUCAUCAGUACUCACCAAGCGGAAGGCUGAGAUGUCAUCAAUGCCGCAUGGUUCUACACCUCAGGUGUCAUCAAUGCCAAAUAAGCGGACUGCACAGGGAACUUUUUUGUCUGCAUCUCCAGGUUUUGUGCAGCAAUCUUCUGCUAUUAAGAAACCUGGACAGCAACAGUCAAAGUUAACUUCCGGAGGUUCAACUAGUCUUCCUGCGUCAAGCAAGAAAUUGACCCGAAAUGAAUCCAUAUCCAAUAGAACUGCCUCCCAGCGGUCGCAGACCCCAAAAGGACGAACAAUUCAAGUUGAGCCGACCUCCAAGGCGCAGUCUGAGUCCUCUGAUGCCAUUAGGUCCAAAAUGAGAGAAUCACUUGCUUCAGCUCUGGCUAUGGCGUGCCAGAAUCCAGCUGCCAAGGAUCUGAGUGAAGCAGUGGGUUCUCAGCCUUCACAACUGAAUGUAACUCCGACAACUGCCAAUGAAGGUCUACCUCAAACCUCUGUCUCACAUGUACCUCAAAACUCUGGCGAUGUACUUCCUUCAACUGGCCCUUUUCCUGUUGAUAGAAAUAAUGACGAUCAUAGUUCAUCUCUUGGGCUUCAUGAUGACGUGAGCAUGGUAAAUUCUGUACCUUGCUCUACUGAACUUGAGUUGCAUGUGGACGAUGUUCCCUUCAGUGACAAUUUCUUUGUCAAAGAUGAACUCUUGCAAGGGAAUGGUCUCACUUGGGCGAUGGAUCUAGAUAUGCAGUUAAGAGAAACUGAUUUCCUCCAGGAUGCUGAAAAGGCCAAUUUGUUUGAUGAGGAUGUGGUUGAAGAUAAAGGUGAGCAUGCAAAAUCAUCUCCUGAAGAUUUAGCUUUGCACAUUGAGGAGGAACUUUUUAAAUUGUUUGGAGGCGUGAACAAAAAAUAUAAAGAGAGGGGCAGGUCUCUUCUCUUCAACCUAAAAGAUCGCAGUAAUCCUGAACUGAGAGAGAGAGUGAUGUCAGGUGAGUUACCUCCAGAUAAGUUAUGUUCAAUGACUGCUGAAGAACUUGCUUCGAAGGAGCUAUCUGAGUGGCGGGUGGCAAAAGCCGAGGAACUUGCUCAAAUGGUUGUUUUACCUGAUAAUGCAAUUGACAUGAGACGUUUGGUUAAGAAAACUCACAAGGGUGAAUAUCAGGUUGAUUUUGAGCGGGAUGAUAAUAAUAUUGCAUCUGAGAUAUCUGCAGGUUCAAAUGUCACACAGUUUAUGCCGAAGAAAGAUGGGGGGAGAAAUUCUGGCCCUUCUGGUAAGGAUGAGUUAGGGAGUAAAGAAAAUCUUACCAGCCAACGUAAUAACUCAGAAAAGCAAGAUGUGAAAGAUAGCUUGGUAAUUCCAGCUGAUGGGGCAGAUUUGAUGCAGGGGAUGGUUGUAGAAGAAUUCAAGGAUGCUGAAUUUCUUCCUCCUAUUGUUUCCUUAGUUGAAUUCAUGGAAUCACUUGAUUCUGAACCUCCUUUCGAAAACCUGCCUGUUGAAAACAAUCAUUCUGCACCUCUUCCAGACAAAGAAAGUUCCGAGGACCCUAACAAUGCUGUGGGUUCUGGUCUAGCCGCUAAAUACCCUGUUGUUGCUUCUGAAGACAAAUCUCUUGAAGGGGUCAAGAAUCAUGUAGAGCAAAAGGAGUCUCUGGUGUCUGCAGGAAGCCCUGUAGCUAAGAAAGUAACUAGUUCUGGUGAUUUGAGCCCUAUCAAGAUGACAGGACCACGUGGUAGUGUUUCUAGAGUUCCAUGUAUCUGGGAGGGGGAACUGCAGCUUACUAUUUCAUCCUUGGUUACAGUCUUUGGUUCGUUUAGAAGUGGUGAAAAGACACCAACUAACGAGUGGCCAAGCUCUCUUGAGAUCAAGGGUAGAGUUCGACUUGAUGCAUUUGAGAAAUUUCUUCAAGAGCUUCCUAUGUCACGAAGUCGUGCAGUCAUGGUUGUUCAAUUUGUUUUGAAGGACAAGUCAUCUGAGAGGGAACGGGCAGACCUAUCUGAGGCAGUGCAUUCAUACGCUUCAGAUGAGAGGUUGGGGUUCGCGGAACCUGCUCCAGGAGUGGAACUAUAUCUGUGUCCACCACACAUACUCGAUAUGAUAAGCAAACACCUUUCCAAAGACCCUAAAGAGCUAUAUGAUUCUACAGAAAAUGGUCUAAUUGGCGUAGUUGUAUGGAGAAAACUUCAUAUAAGUUCAACAAUAUCACCUAACUCGUCGUCUUCACACCAUAAACACAGUUUGAAAAAACAACAGGCGAUUCCUAGAGGACAGCAUGAAAAAGCUGGAAACGUUAAUGUAAAUUCAAUGCCUAAAGCACCCAUGUCCAUGUCUGCGAAAAAUGAUCCUGCAAUGGAUGAUGACGAUGAUAUCCCACCUGGGUUUGGUCCCAAAGCUGGUCGUGACGAUGAUGAUUUGCCUGAGUUUAAUUUUUCUGGCAACAUAAAUGCUUCUAGGCCUAGGCACCCAUCUCAAAACAUGUACCAUGGGUCAAGAAUGAACCCAUAUAACCAAACACCCCCUUCCCGCCCUGUAGACCAAAUGAGAGAACUUAUACUAAAGUAUGGUCAAACUGGUGCUACAAAUGUUGGUCCUGGAACUUCAUCGUGGAAUGACGAUGAUGAUGACAUCCCUGAGUGGCGGCCACAAGCCCCUCCACCCUUGCAGCGUCCUCCAUACCCUUUAGGCCAUAGUUUUCCACAGCCUCUGCAGCCCCCGCAGCACUUGGCUCAUCAGAGACCAUUGGCAACACCUAUGGGUUUGCCUAUGCAACCACCAAUUAAUAAUGGUAUACCAAACAGGCCACAAAUUAUGUCACCAAGGGGGCAAUAUCAAGUUGAUUGGAGAAGGGAUCAAUCAAGGGGUAGGGGGUUCUGAAGUUUUUCAUUUUGAUAGUUCAGUGGUAGCCAUGAUGUAAAUUCUGAAUCUUUGUUGUGUUCGGCUUUUUUUGACUUUUUAGACUAGGUAUCUUAGCCUUUAUUUUAGAUGCUUAAAACUAUAGUUUAUACUGUACUUCUCCAGCAUAAAGGCAAGAGACUGUGAUCUCUUCUAGUUGUUUUACUGUCAUUUUAUCUCAUUAAAAACAUUAUUCUGUUU
This is a messenger RNA of Solanum tuberosum (potato), 3611 nucleotides long. Its product is annotated as death-inducer obliterator 1-like. The coding region runs from base 222 to 3392 and encodes 1056 amino acids. The record is from RefSeq and is a predicted model, not a curated record. Lineage: Eukaryota; Viridiplantae; Streptophyta; Magnoliopsida; Solanales; Solanaceae. The transcript has 5 exons. Gene Ontology annotation, biological process: DNA-templated transcription. Gene Ontology annotation, cellular component: nucleus.